UGAACUGUCAUUUCAAAAAAGAAAAAAAGUGAGUGUGUUCGGAGUUUGAGUGUGAAUUAAUCUGUAGAAUAAUUUUGUGUCAGCCCAAGAAGUAAAAACAUGUUCCAGAAUUUCCUUAGGAGGAGUCACAUAAUAAAAGAUUUUGUCAAGACGAAUCAAAUAUGCCCGAGAAAUUUUUCGAUAUUAUCACCAUAUCACAAGAGUCACAAUGUACUCUUAAAACAGAAGGCUGCGCGUAUACCAUGUAUUCAUCCAUACAUUAGGCGAAAUUUUAUUGGUUUCGUUCCUGACAGAAAAGAUGGUUAUAAAACACAGAAAGAAGAACCUGAUCUAGAGCACAUCAAAUACGGCUUGAAGCAAUUUAAAAACGAACUUAAAUUGUGGACAGAAGAAAUAAAAGACACAUUACGUGCAGAUCCUUUGAUGAUUUGUCCGCCUGGCGAGAUCGAUACGGUCUUCGAAUUUGGGAAACAGGAAGACAUAGACAAAUUCGUUGUAACAAGUGAUAGUGACCAUAAUGAGGGAUACAGUCAUUGUUCAUUGAAGAUUAAUCAGUCUGGUUACGGUUCAUUCAGUGGCAUCUUAGAUUCAACAGUUCCAAAACAGGGAAAAAUAUCAAGAGCUGGUUAUUGUAAUAUAACAAGUCUUCGUGUGAAAAAAUCAUUUCAACGCGAUUCAUAUUAUGAUUGGAGCCCAUAUAAUACACUAGUAUUGAGAAUUCGGGGUGAUGGUCGACCGUACUCAUUGAAUUUGCACUCAGAUGGUAUAUUUGAUGUAACAUGGCAUGAUACAUAUAGUUAUAUCUUAUACACACGAGGUGGUCCACAUUGGCAGCUAACAAAAAUACCAUUCUCCAAAUUUUAUCUGGUUGCUAAAGGAUGUAUACAAGAUAAGCAUUGCUAUAUGUCGAAUAUUCGCGUUUCACGAAUUGGCAUCACAGCUGUGGGACUGAACUGGAUGGAUGGAGAAUUCAAUUUGGAAAUCGACUAUAUCGGUGUGGAAAAUAACCCAUACCAUACUGAGGAAUCAUCCUAUGAAAUGUACAGAGUACCAAAUUUCAUAGCAGGCACCUAGUGAUCCUUAACAAUUCUAUAUAAAUCUAGGUUCUUCAAUGUAAUAGUUUUAUUAACUAAAAAAAAUUCAACGUUUUUUUUAAUCAUACAAUGAA
Sitodiplosis mosellana (orange wheat blossom midge) is the source of this 1168-nucleotide messenger RNA. RefSeq names its product complex I intermediate-associated protein 30, mitochondrial-like. NCBI's taxonomy places the organism in Eukaryota, Metazoa, Arthropoda, Insecta, Diptera, Cecidomyiidae. Gene Ontology annotation, cellular component: mitochondrion. The transcript is spliced from 4 exons. Gene Ontology annotation, biological process: mitochondrial respiratory chain complex I assembly; mitochondrial electron transport, NADH to ubiquinone. Bases 100 to 1074 code for a protein of 324 amino acids. The record is from RefSeq and is a predicted model, not a curated record.